AUGGCUACACGUCGCGCAUUUGCAACCUCGAGGUUUUACAGUCCUUUGCAACGCCUUCAAACACGCUGCUAUAGCCGAGGCGUACAUCCCGACGAGCUUGAAAAGCUUCUAGCAGAGCCCACAUGGUCCGUUGAAUCUCUCCUACCACCAAAGACGCGCGCUUCCGACGCUCCUCAGAUCACCUCGCAGCAGCUUCAUCAUCUACUACGCCUAUCCGCUCUCCCGCCACCAGAAACACCCGAACAAGAGCAGAAGAUGCUCGACACACUGGCAGCACAAUUACACUUUGUGGGCAAGAUACAGGACGUGGAUACAACGGGUGUAAAGCCUCUUCGGGCGAUACGUGAUGAGUCAAAGGCUGCGGAAGAAGAGCAGACUAUCACCUUGGAGACACUAAAGGACGCCCUGGGCAAAGAGAAGGUCGUAGGCCAGCAUCACAAGCGGUUACAACGAGAUGCUACGCCGGUUGACGCUCAAGAUGUUGAGGACUGGGAUGUGCUGGGCUCGGCUGAGCGAAAGGCCGGUAAAUAUUUUGUUGUCGAGAGCGAGAGGCCGCAGGAAUAA
Molecule: messenger RNA, 564 nt
Organism: Alternaria arborescens
Lineage: Eukaryota; Fungi; Ascomycota; Dothideomycetes; Pleosporales; Pleosporaceae
Exons: 1
Coding region: 1-564 (187 amino acids)
Biological process (GO): glutaminyl-tRNAGln biosynthesis via transamidation; regulation of translational fidelity
Molecular function (GO): glutaminyl-tRNA synthase (glutamine-hydrolyzing) activity
Source: RefSeq, a predicted model, not a curated record